This is a messenger RNA of Medicago truncatula (barrel medic), 2007 nucleotides long. RefSeq lists its product as uncharacterized. Bases 1 to 2007 code for a protein of 668 amino acids. The record is from RefSeq and is a predicted model, not a curated record. The transcript has 4 exons. Lineage: Eukaryota; Viridiplantae; Streptophyta; Magnoliopsida; Fabales; Fabaceae.
AUGAAUUGGCAGAAGGCGAUGAUGAAUUGGGUUAGAGAAGGUGAUGCAAAUUCUAAAUUCUUCCAUAAUAUGAUGUCUAACAGACAGCGUCGAAAUUCUCUUCACUUGAUUCAUGUUGAUGGAGUACUUGUCGAAGGGGUUCAGAACAUUCGUGCGGCUGCCUUUAAUCAUUUUGCCAAUCAAUUUCGUGCUUCAGAGGGUAGCCGACCUGGAAUUCAAGGUUUAAAUUUCCGGAAGUUGUCUUAUGCUCAAUCAGAUAGUUUGAUUCGUCCUUUUUCUGUUGAUGAAGUUAAACAGGCUGUGUGGGAUUGUGAGAGCUUCAAAAGUCCCGGGCCGGAUGGUAUUAAUCUUGGUUUUAUUAAAGAUUUUUGGAAUGAGUUGAAAGAUGAUUUUAUGAAAUUUCUUCUCGAUUUCCAUCGUAAUGGGAAGCUGACGAAGGGUGUCAACUCCACUUUUAUUGCCCUAAUUCCAAAGGUGGCCAGUCCCCAGAAGCUUGGUGAUUUUCGACCUAUUUCUCUUGUUGGUUGUAUGUAUAAAGUGUUGGCAAAGGUUCUUGCAAAUCGUUUACGUUCUAUCUUGAGUUAUGUGGUGUCUGAUAAUCAGUCAGCUUUUGUGCGGGGUAGACAAAUUCUUGAUGGCAUUCUUAUUGCAAAUGAGGUUGUUGAUGAAGCAAAGCGUCAGAAAAAAGAAUUAUUAUUGUUCAAAGUCGAUUUUGAAAAGGCUUAUGACUCGGUAGAUCUUAAUUAUUUGAAUUCAGUGAUGCUUAACAUGAAUUUUCCGACACUUUGGCGGAAGUGGAUAAUGGAGUGUGUUGGAACAGCUACUGCUUCGGUUCUUGCCAAUGGGUGCCCGACAGAAGAGUUUCCUAUUCAGAGGGGACUUAGACAGGGGGACCCUUUGUCGCCUUUUUUAUUUUUACUAGCGGCAGAAGGUUUUGAUGAAGGAUUACCUAUAGGCGGAGAUAGUAGAAGACUUAGUUUCUGGAAACCGGUUGUGGACCGAAUUGUUCCUAGAUUGUCGUCGUGGAAUAAUAAAUUUCUAUCGCUUGGUUCUUCUGAAAUUUUUCCUAUCCUCUCUUCCGGCACGGUACGGGGAGGUUGGUGGUCAAUUCAGGAAGGAGGGAGAGAAGCGUCUGGUUGGUGGAGUAUGUUGUGCAAGGUGAGGGAUGGGGUGGGAUCAGGAGUAGAUAACUGGUUUGAUGGUAAUGUUAGGAGGGAGGUAGGAAAUGGCAGUAGUACUUUCUUUUGGACUGAUAAAUGGCUAGGAGGAGUACCCUUAAAGAUUCAAUUUAGUCAUCUUUAUGAUUUAGCGGUGCAUAAGGAGUGUUCGGUGGCAGAUAUCGAGCGUUGGGGGUGGGUUGAGGGCGGCAAUGGGUGGGUUUGGAGACGGAGGUUAUUAGCCUGGGAGGAGGAGAGCAUGAGGGAGUGUAUCACUUUGCUGGUUAACAUUGUUUUACAGGUUAAUAUUCAUGACCGUUGGCGGUGGUUACUAGAUCCUGUUCAUGAAUAUAGUGUUGGUGGGACUUAUCGUUUUCUCACAACUUAUGAAGAACAGUUGACUGAUGAGAAUUUUAUUGAUGUGUGGCACAAAUUAGUUCCGAAAAAAGUGUCGUUUUUUGCUUGGCGGAUGCUACAAGACAUAAUUCCUACAAGAGCAAAUUUGGUGUGUCGUCUCAUUCUUCAACCAAACGACAGUGUGUGUGUUGGAGGGUGUGGUUUAUCAGAAACGACAGGUUCUAUUAAGGAUCAUUAUAUUCAGUUUACUCACUUGGCGAGUUUGCCUAGAUCUACUCACGUGUUUUUUAAGGUUAUUUGGCUUGCUUGUGUUUGGGCAAUAUGGAAGGAGAGAAACAACCGUGUCUUCUCUGAUACGAUUAUUGAUCCGUUACAUAUUGUUGAAAAAGUUAAGUUAAAUUCUUUUCUCUGGCUAUCUUCGAAUGUUGAGCCUAUUUCUUUUGGCUUUUACGAUUGGUGGAGACACCCCCUUUUUUGUAUGGGUGUGAUUUAA